AUGGACCAGAAUUGGCAUAAAAGUGAUGUCAGACAUAAGUUAAGUGCAGUCAUAAUCGAUGGCAACACCAUUUCAAUCGCCAAUAAAUCAAAGACAAUCGACUUUCGUUUAGCCAUUAGACAAGUUUGUGAUAACGGACUCAUUACGAGUCCAAUACCAAUAAGAAAUGGUUCCAACGAUAAUGUCUUUGUGGCCCUCUUUGACGACACGGACACUGACUUCGGGUUUGAUGUCAACAACCGAUCGGAUACUAAAAAUGUAAAAUUAUUUAUAACUUAUGGCAAAAUGUAUUCACUUAUUGUGAGGCAAAGCAUUCAAAAUGUGGUCAAAGUAUUGGAAGAUUGCGGACGAUAUCUGCGUUUCCUAACACCCAAUCGACCGAUCGGUCAAUCGUUGGCCGAUUUGUAUCCUUCGGGAGACGUGAACAACAACUGCGAGAUUCGGGUCAUAUGUUCGCGAAUGAAGUUUGCACUACAGGUCGACACAAAUCACGACUCAGCAGUUGUGACCACACCUGAAGAGGUAGAAGACGUGAAGUCUUCGCCCGAAAGGCAAGUCUUCAUCAAAGAAGAAGACGAGAAGAAAGUGUUGACUAAAGAAGAGAAGAAAGAGUUUAUUAAAUCCGAAGCGAAAGUGAAUAUUAAAGACGAGACAAAAGUCGAUAUCAAAGAAGAGAAGAAAGUGUUGAUUAAAGAAUGUAAAGAAGAGGACAACGAAAAGGUUUCCAAAGAAGAGAAUAAAGUGUUUAACGUUUCGUCUGUCGGCCAAGAAGUGGGCAAAAGAGGUGCCAUUGGUUUUGGCGUUAAGAGUAACCAAACCUUUAAUAAAUAUCACGGAUUUAUUGCCGACGAAGACUAUUAUAUGGAACCGUUUUUCAUUGAAUUCAGACUUAAAAAUAAUUGA
Messenger RNA from Medioppia subpectinata, 903 nucleotides. Lineage: Eukaryota; Metazoa; Arthropoda; Arachnida; Sarcoptiformes; Oppiidae. The record is from the annotation of a GenBank genome assembly.